Molecule: messenger RNA, 674 nt
Organism: Thamnophis sirtalis
Lineage: Eukaryota; Metazoa; Chordata; Lepidosauria; Squamata; Natricidae
Source: RefSeq, a predicted model, not a curated record
AUGGAUAAAGCAGUUCAUAAGCCGGAGCAUAAGUUAUUUUUCGGGGACAUUUGCUUAUUUGUUUUUCUCCCUUUUUUUUUUUUAAAGGCGCGGGGCUCAAAUAGCCUUCCUUUUCUCAGAAAUCUGUUAGACAAAUUGAAUGCUAAUCAGCAAAACAUCUUGAAAUUUAUUGCCUGCAACGAAAUCUUCUUGAUGCCAGCUACUGUGUUUAUGCUUUUCAGCGGCCAAGGAAGCUUGUUGCAGCCUUUCAUUUACUACAGAUUUCUAACCCUCCGUUACUCUUCUCGCAGAAAUCCUUACUGCCGGACCCUCUUCACGGAACUGAGGAUUGUGGUUGAGCAUGUCAUCAUGAAACCUUCGUGCCCCCUGUUCCUGCGAAGGCUCUGCGCCAGCAGCAUUUCUUUUAUAACCAGAUUGGCCCCCACGAUGGCGUAGCCCGGCCUGGAAAUCCCGCGUGCAUCUCUCUCUCUCUCUCUCUCUGUCUCUCUUCCUCUCUAACGAACAUUUUGAGCAGCUGGAAUUUCUGCUGGUGAUUUAUAUAAAUUCAGGAUCUCUCUCAAGGUUGUAUAGAAGUGGUUCCUGCCAAGAAUCUGUUUUUGUGGAGUGUAUCUAAUCUAUAUGGGUUGUUUUGUUUUUGUUUUUUUUGUUUUAAAGUCUUGUUUUUCUUUCCUCGA